GAUUUGAAAUUUUUGAAUUUUUUUGUUUGGAAAUCUAAAACAAAACCAAGGAAAAAAAAUGACACAUAAUUACGUUGUCACUGCUCAAAAAUCUACAGCAGUUUUUAAUGCCAUUUCAGGAAAUUUUACAUCACCGACCGAUUUGAAUUUAAUUCUAGAUAAAUUAUGUCGAAUCGAAGUUCAUCUGGUAACAGCCGAAGGAUUACGUUCAUUAAAAGAAAUUCCUAUUAAUGGUAGAAUAUCUGUUAUAAAAUCUUUUCGUAUGCCGAAUGAAGAUAAAGAUCUUUUGUUUAUUAUGACACUUAAAAAUAAUUUAAUGAUUUUGGAAUUAAGUCGUGAUUCAAAACAUGGUGAUUUUGAAGUGAAUACACGUGCUCAUGGUAUUAUUACAGAAAAAUCUGAUCGACCAUCCGAAAAUGGUACCAUUUGUGAUCUAAAUGCUAAAGCCAGAAUUAUUGCCUUGCGUAUUUACGAUGGUAUAUUGAAUGUAUUGAAAUUAGAUUUCAAAAAUCGGAACAUCAAAUCUUACAAUAUUCGUGUGGAAGAAAAUACACUUAUAGAUUUUGUAUUUCUUCAUGGCUAUGAUAAACCAGUACUUUGUUUUAUUUAUCAAGAAGAUCGUAGUCGUCAUCUAAAAACCUAUGAAAUAACCGAAGAUCGUGAACUUCGUCGUGGUCCAUGGUUACAGGAAAAUAUUGAAUCCGAUUCAUCAAUGUUGAUACCAGUAUGUGAACCAUAUGGUGGUGUAAUUGUUGUUGGCCAAGAAUCAAUUACUCAUAUUAUUGAUCAAAAUCAAUAUACUGCUAUUGCACCGCCAGAAAUAGCAAGUUCAAAUUUUUCAUGUUAUUGUAAAAUUGAUAAUGAUCGUUUUUUGCUUGGUGAUUUAAGUGGACAAUUAUUUAUAUUGAUUUUACAUCCAAAUGUUCAAGUUGCUUCAUCAUCAUCGGCACCAGUUUCACCAUAUGGUUUGAAAUUAAUUUCAUUGGGUGAAACAUCUGUUUCCAGUUGUCUUUCAUAUUUGGACAAUAAUUAUGUAUUUGUUGGUUCAAGAUUUGGUGAUUCACAAUUAAUCAAACUUAAACACGAUGAUAAUGAUACGAAAAAAUAUAUUGAAAUUAUUGAUACAUAUGUUAGUUUGGCACCGAUUGUUGAUAUUCUGGUUGUUGAUCUUGAUAAACAAGGUCAAGAUCAAUUGAUUACCUGUUCAGGUGCUUAUAAAGAAGGAUCAUUACGUAUAAUUCGAAACGGUAUUGGUAUUAAUGAAUUGGCUACGAUUGAUCUACCUGGAAUCAAAGGUGUAUGGCAAUUAAAAGUUGAUUCAAUAUUUGAUAAUGUUGUUGCAAUGGCUUUUGUUGGCCAAACAAAAUUAUUAAAAUUAAAAAAUGAAGAAGUUGAAGAAACAUUUAUACAAGGUUUUGAUUGUUCACAAGAAACAAUGUAUACCGGUAAUAUUCGUAUAAAUCAUAUUGAAAUGAUUGUACAAAUAACGGCAAAUUGUAUUCGAUUAAUAUCGAUCGAUGAUAAUCGAAUUACAAGUAAAUGGAUUCCAUCAAAUAAUAUAACAUUAGUUUCAGUAAAUGAUAAACAAAUUUUAUGCAGUUCAAGAAAUAAAUUAUUAUAUUUGGAAGUUAUUGAAACGGAAAUCCGAUUAAUAAAUGAAAUUGAAAUGGAAUUUGAAGCAUCUUGUUUGGAUAUUAGUUCGUUAAUGGAAAAACAAAGUAAACUUUGUGCUGUUGGUUUAUGGAAAGAUAUAUCGGUUCGUAUAAUGAGCAUACCGGAUUUUAAACUUUUACAUACAGAAAAACUUGGUGGUGAAAUUAUUGCACGUUCAACAUUGAUGGCACAUUUUGAUCAUACUAGCUAUCUAUUCACUGCAAUUGGUGAUGGAUCAUUACUUUCUUAUAUUCUGGAUACUGAGAAUGGUACAUUAUCGGAAAAGAAAAAAGUUGUUUUAGGAACACAUCCAACAUUUUUAAAAAUGUUCAAAACAAAUUCAUCAAGCAAUAUAUUUGCCUGUUCCGAUCGUCCGGCUGUUAUUUAUUCAAGUAAUAAUAAGCUAAUUUUUUCGAAUGUAAAUUUAAAAGAAGUAAAUAAUAUGUGUACAUUAAAUUCGGAAGGUUAUCCGGAUUCAUUAAUAUUGACCAAUGAUAGUCAAUUAUUAAUCGGUCAAAUUGAUCAAAUUCAAAAGCUUCAUAUUCGAACAAUACCGUUGAAUGAAACACCAAGACGUAUUGCUUAUCAAGAAUCAUCACAAACAUUCGGUGUUAUAUCGAUGCGUUAUGAUGUACAAUUAGAAGAUGGUCAAAUGGUUUCAUCACGUAUUAGUGCCAGUACAUUAGCACAAAAUAUUACUCAUUCACGAUCAUUACCAACGAUGGUAAAACCGACACCGAUUUCGAAUCAUUUUUUCCCCAAUGAAUUGGAAGUUUAUCAUCUGUUGAUUAUUGAUCAAACAACAUUCGAAGUUUUACAUGCACAUCAAUUUAUGGUCAAUGAAUAUGCAACUAGUUUAGUUUCAUGUAAACUUGGUAAUGAUCCUAAUUAUUAUUAUAUUGUUGGUACAACAUUUAUGGUUUCGGAUGAAAUUGAACCAAAAGCUGGUCGUAUUAUUGUAUUUCAAUUGAUUGAUGGUAAACUACAACAGGUUGCCGAAAAAGAAAUUAAAGGUGUACCGUUUUGGUUACAUGAAUUUCAUGGUAAACUUUUAGCAUCAAUUAAUACAUCUAUUCGAUUGUUUGAAUGGACAUCAACACAUGAACUACAUAUGGAAUCAUCGGUAUUUUCAUCCACAUUAGCCAUUCAUACGAAAACCAAAGGAGAUUUUGUUCUUCUCGGUGAUUUGCUUCGAUCUUUUUCAUUAUUUGCCUACAAUCCACUUGGUGGAAAUUUUACUCAAUUAGCACAUGAUCUCGAAUCAGCUUGGCUAUCAGCAAUGGAAAUUAUUGAUGAUGAUACAUUUAUCGGUGCUGAUACUAAUUUCAAUCUAUAUUUGGCACAAAAAGAUAUGAAUGUGGCUGAUGAUCCGGAUAGAUCAAAAUUUCUUCAACAAUGUGGUUUCUUUCAUUUAGGUGAUCUUGUUAAUGUUAUGAAACAUGGUUAUCUUGUAAUGAAUUAUCCACAUGAAAUGAAUAAUCCUAUCGUUAAUAAACCGAUUCUUUUCGGUACUUAUUCUGGUAGUAUUGGUUUAAUUGCACAAAUACCAAAAGAUUAUUAUGAAUUUCUAUUGAAAUUACAAAAAAAUCUAACAUCCAAAAUUAAAUCUGUUGGAAAAAUUGAUUAUGAUUUUUGGCGUACAUAUACAAAUGAUAAGAAAACUGAACCGGCAUUGAAUUUUAUUGAUGGUGAUCUUAUUGAAUCAUUUUUGGAUUUAAACAGUACCGAAAUGGCUGAAUGUGCUGAAGGAAUAAUGUAUAAUAUAAAUGGCCAGAACCGUAAAGCGAAUGUAGAUGAUAUUAUUAAAAUUGUUGAAGAAUUAUCUCGAAUACAUUAGUGAUUUGGUGAUCAUUUACAUCAAAGGUAAUGGAAUUAUUGAACGAACAAACGGAGUUUUG
Messenger RNA from Dermatophagoides pteronyssinus (European house dust mite), 3551 nucleotides. RefSeq names its product DNA damage-binding protein pic (gene pic). Gene Ontology annotation, molecular function: protein binding; nucleic acid binding. Gene Ontology annotation, cellular component: nucleus. The record is from RefSeq and is a predicted model, not a curated record. NCBI's taxonomy places the organism in Eukaryota, Metazoa, Arthropoda, Arachnida, Sarcoptiformes, Pyroglyphidae.